AUGAGCUUGAAGGGAUUCCAAAGGGGGUUCGUUCGAGCUCCGCAAAAUUUCCGAGCUAAGUUCAACCUCGGAGACAACACAAAGGACCCCGUAUACCUCGACGCUGAGCGGAGAUUCCAAGAACUUGAGAAGGAAACCAAAAAGCUGCACGAUGAAUCGAAAAAGUAUUUCGACGCCAUCACCGGCAUGUUAAACCACCAGAUUGAGUUUUCGAAAGCCAUUGCAGAAUUAUACAAGCCCAUUUCUGGACGAGCCUCCGACCCAACGUCGAUAGAGCCUGAAGGAAACCCAGAUGGUAUCCAGGCCUCUGAAGAAUAUGCAAAUAUCGUGCGGGAGCUCCUGACCACGCUGCAGCCGGAACUCGAAUUGAUCGAAUCGCGAAUCAUCAGUCCGGCCGACCAGCUCCUCGAGAUCAUCAAGGUCAUCCGCAAAGUCGCCGUGAAACGACAGCACAAGCAGUUGGACUAUGAUCGCCACCGCGCCUCGCUCAAGAAGCUCCAGGAUAAAAAGGAUAAAUCGCUGAAGGACGAAAAGGCAAUGUACAAGGUCGAAAGUGAUGUCGAGCAGGCCACGCAGGAGUUCAAUUACUACAACGACCUAUUGAAGGACGAACUGCCCAAACUCUUCACCUUGGAAGCAGAGUUUAUCCAGCCCCUUUUCCAAUCAUUCUACUAUAUGCAGUUGAAUGUUUUCUACACCCUCCACGAAAAGAUGCAGGGUUUGAAUAUUGGCUACUUCGACCUCACGUCGGACGUCGAGGUGGCAUACGAGAAAAAACGAGGCGACGUCAAAGAGCGCACGGAGCAGCUCACCAUUGUCCAUUUCAAAACCAUGGGAGGUCGCCGCCCGGGCUCGAAAUUCGUGCCCGGCGGGAAGGGCAAAUUAGCCGCAGAGUCAAAAGCCCAUCCCGCUCGCCACGCCGCAGGCGGCGCCUCGGAGAACCCUCCCCCGCCGUACUCCGCCCACGCCGCCUCCCCCUUAAUAGCCGCCGGCUCGUCUCUCUCGGCCAUCGCGAAAGCAAAGCCUGCUCCACCACCGCCCAAGCCGAAGCCCGCCAAAUUCGCCGCGGCGCAGGUAGAGACGGUGACGGCUCUGUAUGACUACGAGGCGCAGGCGGUGGGCGACUUGAGCUUUACCACAGGAGAUGUCAUCGAGAUUGUGUCGAGGACGGAUAAUGACAAUGAGUGGUGGACCGGCAAGGUACAUGGGAAAGUGGGACAGUUUCCUGGUAUGACAGCCCCCUCUCUCUCUCCAGCGGCAUGUGCGGCACAGCAACAAUAA
This is a messenger RNA of Ophidiomyces ophidiicola, 1281 nucleotides long. RefSeq names its product BAR adaptor protein Hob1 (gene hob1). Bases 1 to 1281 code for a protein of 426 amino acids. The transcript has 2 exons. Gene Ontology annotation, molecular function: protein binding; lipid binding. Gene Ontology annotation, cellular component: medial cortex; mating projection tip; Rvs161p-Rvs167p complex. Gene Ontology annotation, biological process: plasma membrane tubulation; actin cortical patch localization; endocytosis. The record is from RefSeq and is a predicted model, not a curated record. Lineage: Eukaryota; Fungi; Ascomycota; Eurotiomycetes; Onygenales; Onygenaceae.